This is a messenger RNA of Vombatus ursinus (common wombat), 4168 nucleotides long. It is a transcript of the gene SLC22A17, whose product is annotated as solute carrier family 22 member 17. Lineage: Eukaryota; Metazoa; Chordata; Mammalia; Diprotodontia; Vombatidae. The record is from RefSeq and is a predicted model, not a curated record. The transcript has 10 exons. Gene Ontology annotation, cellular component: membrane. The coding region runs from base 245 to 1936 and encodes 563 amino acids. Gene Ontology annotation, biological process: transmembrane transport. Gene Ontology annotation, molecular function: transmembrane transporter activity.
AGGGCCAGGCAGUGGACCGGAGCAAUCAAUAGCAGGGCGGGGAGAAGGAGGCGGGAGACUGGGUCAAAGGAAAGGAGAGAAGGGGAGGGGAGAGGAGGCACCCCCCAACCCAGCCACAGCAGUAGGCCCGGGCUCCUUGGCCACCAGGACCCCCUCGCCCGAUGGGGGGAGCAGCAACGGCGUCAGGGCCGUAGAGACCCCCACCAGCCCCAGAGGGGUUGGGUCCCUCCUCGCCCCAGGUUGAAUGGAGCCACGGGAGGGCGAAGGGGAGGGGGACGGGGGACCAGCGGCUCCUGAUGCAUUGGGGAGCAGCCUGUCCCUGGCAGCCGCCAUAGGGCCCCCCAGCUUCGAGUCGCUGCUCUCGCAGGUGGGGGUGGUGGGGAGGGCCCAGCAGGUGCAGCUGGGGUUGAGCUGCCUGCCCCUGCUGUUCGUGGCCCUGGGUCUGGCCUCAGACCCCAUCCUCACGCUGGUGCCGCCCCUGAGAUGCCGCCAGACCAAUGCCUCAGGGUGGGAGCCGCCCCUCAACACCAGCGAAGAGGCCUGCUCCCCACCCCCACCCAACAGCACCCGAUGCCCCCAUGGCUGGGACUAUAGUGGUCUCCCUGUCCUCACCAGCAACAUGGUCACUCAGUGGGACCUAGUCUGUGAAAGGGGCUGGGAGGUAACCCUGGAGCAGAUCCUCUUCCUUUUGGGCUUUGCCUGUGGCUACCUGGGUCUGGGCCAUCCUACAGACAGGGUAGGACGUCGAGGGGUUGUACUGCUGGCCUUGGGGCUGGCAGGACCCUGUGGGGUAGGAGGGGCUGCAGCUGGCUCCCCGCCUGGUCUUACUGCUCUCCGAUUCCUCCUGGGCUUCAUGCUAGCUGGGGCUGACCUUGGCCUUUACCUGACCCGCCUGGAGUUAUGUGAGCCCUCCCAGCGGCUCCGGGCAGUCCUGGCCGGAGAGCUGAUGGGAGUAGUGGGACAGUUUCUGCUCCUGGGCCUGGCUCUGGCCUGCAAGGACUGGAGACUUCUGCUCAGAUUGAUCACAGCUCCCUGUAUUCUCUUCCUGCUGUAUGGCUGGCCAGGUCUGUUCCUGGAGUCUUCAAGGUGGCUAUUGGCGUCUCGUCGGACAACAGAAGCCCAGGCUGUGUUGAGAGUUCUGGCUCAAAGGAACAGACCCCAAGGGGAGCCACUGGGGAAUGAGGCUGAAGAAGCCCUGCGAGAUCUGGAGAAUACUUGUCCCCUUCCUGCAACUGCCCAGAUCUCCCUCUCAGCCUUACUCAGCUGUCGGAACAUCUGGAAAAAUCUGCUUAUCCUGGGCUUCACCACCUUCAUUGCCCAUGGGAUUAGGCAUUGCUACCAGCUUGUGGGAGGAGGAGUGGGACGAAAGUCCCAGGUCGACUUCAACCUGUAUUCCCUGCUGGCUGGUGGCACAGCAGGCUUGGCCUGUAUCUUCCUUGGGGUUACCGUUGACCGUUUCGGCCGCCGGGGCAUCCUGCUGCUCACUAUGACCCUCACUGGCAUUGCCUCUCUUGUGCUGCUGGGCCUGAGAGACUAUCUGAAUGAUAUGGCUGUCACUACCUUCUCAGUGCUCGGACUCUUCUUUUCCCAUGCUGCUGGUGUCCUCAGCAUUCUUCUUGCCGCAGAGGUCAUCCCUACAACAGUCCGGGGACGGGGCCUGGGCCUAAUCCUGGCACUGGGGGCCCUAGGCCAGCUGAGUGGUCCAGUACAGAGGCUCCAUGCCGGUCGAGGUGCCUUCUUGCAGCAUGUGGUCUUGGCAGCCUGUGCCCUUCUCUGCAUCCUCAGCAUCAUGCUGCUGCCUGAGAGCAAACGCAAGGCCCUUCCAGAGGCCCUGAGGGAUGGGGAACUCUGUCGUCGGCCCUCCUUGCUAAGGCCACCACCCCCAACCCGCUGUGACCAUGUCCCAUUGCUUGCCACGCCAACGCCUGCCCUCUGAGUGCCACUGGAGGGAUGCUGACAGGAGAAUGGAGGGCACUACUUUUGAAAUGCAAAGAGGCUAACAGAUGCCAUGACGGAGAUGGGAAACACCAUAGCAUGCCAUGCUGGAUAUAGGAAGGCCAAGCUACACCAAGAGUAGACCCACGAGGGAAAUCUGACCACAGACAUGAAGGAAGCUGAGUGAACCUCAUCCAAUAGGAAGAUGAUGUAUACCAAGAAGACCACGUGGAAAGUGGAGCUAAGUACAUUCCAGCCCAUGGGAUGCCACAUUUAGAUGAGGGGAGAUCAAAGCCUGCUUCACUUACUCUUCCCUGCUACUUUGUGGUCCCCCUCAAGACCAGUGUCUCAGGGAGGGGUCAUGGGGCUCUGUACAGUGAUCCCCUUGCAGAGAACACAGGUGUGGACUGCAGUAAGAACAGCAGAAUUCUCUCUAGUCUCACCCAGGGAGACCCAGACCUCACACACUGGGCCUACUACUUAUAUUUCAAGAAAGGAAUUUCAAAUGCAAGAAUAAUUGAGGAGCCUGAACUUUCCUCUCUUUUCUGGCUCUAUCCCUCUACAUGAAAGUUUUUUGCAAUGGAAGGGUAUCUCUGAGAUCUAAAACAUACCAGUCUCCCACCCUACCAUUUCCUUCCUCUCUCUGGGCUCUGGAGAAAUGAUGUUGCUACUUUCCUUCAUCAGUCACCAUCCCAUGAACAGCUACUAGAAGGCAGAUGAUAGAAGACAGUAGGCACAUUUGCCUUAAUGGGGCUGGAAGGUUUCAUUUUGGGAUCUGCUCUGUCCUCAGUUACCACAUCUAAAUUCCUUCAAGAAAAAUUUAGAUGCAGGAAUGGGAAGCAGCCGCCCAAACCAGGAGCUGAUUAACAGCCUUAAGAAUUGCUUCUUUCAUGCAACAAGUAUUUAUUGAGCCUACUGUGUGUCCUAGACCCUUUGGGAAGAUAUAAGGAAGCGCUGGACAACAGUUUCUGCCCUCAAGGAGCAUAUUAUCAUUUGGUUGGGGAGUCAAGAUGCAUAUGUAAAAACUAAACAAUACCAAGGCAGGAUGCAUGAACAGGCCUAAGAGCUCAGAACAUUGAAGCUUGCCUCCGAGUCGCCUUACUCAGAUAUGAAACGGGGUUCCUAUUGCUCGCAUUACCUCCUUGACUAUGUUGAUGGGAAGAAAAUGCUUGUAAAUUACAACGUCCUAGAAAAAUGUAAGCUAUUAUUAUUACAAGUGCCAGUAAGAGUUUAGAGGAGGAAGAGGGCAUCUAAAAUAGAAAGCAGAGUAGGAUGGGGGUAGAGUGCUGGACUUGUAGUCCAAUGACCUGGUCAGAGGUCCUGAGUUCAAAUCCCACUUCUGCUACUGCUUAUGUAACCUUAUUAUGAGUCACUUCUCUAUGGAUUUCAGUGUCCUAAACCUUAAGAUAAAUUUAAAGGUCUCUUUCAGCUCUAAAUUUAUGAUCUUUGAUCUAUGCUAAUCGGGACAUUAGAGCUUAGAGAUUAUCUAAUCCAAUCCCCUCAUUUUACAGACAGGGAAACUGAGGUCCAGAGAAGUAGUCAUUGUAGGCUGAAGUGACCUGAGGACUUCACUAAGGGUAUUUGGAGGGGGACAGGAGGAUAAGGGUCUCCAUUUGGGCCUUGAAAGUAGGGUUUAUUUAGAUAAAGACCAAGGAAAAAGACAUUUCCAGCAUGUGGACAAAGCAUGUAGGUAUAGAAUAAGCAUAGUAUUUUCAAGGUCAGUUGUUUCAUUACCUCUUGGUAAUAACAGCUCUUUUAAGGAAAGUAUAACCCCAGGGCUAUGUGGACCAAUAAAAUCAUAUAUGAGACAGCAUUCUGAGAUCUUUAGGGGGGGAAAUAUCCUAUAUAAAUCUAAAGCUGUCCCCUACUGGAACAGGAGAACAAAUUCCUUUGGAAUGCUUCGCUAAAAGGGCAAUGCUCUUGAAAUUUGAAUCAAGAAAAUAUGGGAUGCAUGGUCAUUAUAAGUAUACAAGAAAGGACAGUGGGAGUCAGAAUUCCACCUGUAACCUAGGGUUAUUGGUAAUAUGGAAAUAAUGCCCAUCCCAGAUAUACCUCUGGAGGGUCUGUGUGAACUAUUAAAAUCACAUGAGAAAGGUCUUUUGAGUACUUUGAAAAAGAGAUUUUAUAAAAAUCUCAGACUGCUUUAUUUGUUAAUGAUUUGGUAUUGUAUAUGCUAUUGAGUAGUACAAUAAUUUCAAAAGUAAUGACAAAAAUGAGCUAAUUUCCUUGUCAA